CACGCCCGUGCCCAGCCAACAUGGCUGACAGCAUCCCGUUGAAUCCGGUUCGGAAAAGCUCCAGGAGAAUCGCGAAUUACAACUCGGGCCGACAUUCCAGAUUCUCGCUUGAAGAUGAGCCGUCCAACCUGGACGAGAUGCCCCUGAUGAUGUCCGAGGAAGGCUUCGAGAAUGAUGAGAGCGACUACCAGACGCUGCCCCGCGCCAGAGCGGGCCAGAGGCACAGAGGGCUGGGCUGGUUCCUGCUGGGAGGCUGGAAGGUCCUCUGUAGCAGCUGCUGUGACUGUCUGGCUCACAUCUGUCGGAGGAAGAAGGAGCUCAAGGCUCGGACCGUUUGGCUCGGAUGUCCAGAGAAAUGUGAAGAGAAGUAUCCGAAAAACGCCAUCAAGAACCAGAAGUACAACAUCCUGACCUUCGUGCCUGGGGUUCUCUACCAGCAGUUCAAGUUCUUCCUCAACCUGUACUUCCUGGUGGUGGCCUGCUCCCAGUUUGUGCCGUCGCUGAAAAUCGGAUACCUGUACACCUACUGGGCGCCUCUGGUUCGUAGCUAUUUUCCUCCUUUUUUCUUCCAAGUGUUCAAUUCUAUUCAGUUUAUUUCUAUAUCACCCUGUAAAAUCCAGGUGAAAAGUUCGGACAUACAAGUCGGAGACCUGAUAAUUGUGGAGAAGAACCAGAGGAUUCCAGCAGACAUGAUUUUCCUGAGGACGUCUGAGAAAACGGGGUCGUGCUUCAUCAGGACGGAUCAGCUGGACGGAGAGACGGACUGGAAGCUGAAAGUGGCGGUUUGCUGCACUCAGCGCCUCCCAGCUGUUGGGGACCUCUUCUCCAUCAGCGCCUUCGUCUACGCCCAGAAGCCCCAGCUGGACAUCCACAGCUUCGAGGGGAACUUCACACGGGAAGACACAGACCCUCAGAUCCACGAGAGUCUGAGCAUUGAGAACACUCUGUGGGCGAGCACGGUGGUGGCAUCUGGAACGGUGAUCGGAGUGGUGAUCUACACGGGGAAAGAGACGCGCAGCGUUCUGAACACGUCUUACGCCAAGAACAAGGUGGGCCUUCUGGACCUGGAGCUGAACCGCCUCACCAAAGCCCUGUUUCUGGCCCAGCUGGUUCUCUCUGUCGUCAUGGUGGCUCUGCAGGGCUUCGUGGGACCGUGGUUCAGGAACCUCUUCCGAUUCGUGGUCCUGUUUUCCUACAUCAUUCCCAUCAGCCUGCGGGUCAACCUGGACAUGGGGAAGUCGGCGUACGGGUGGAUGAUCACCAAGGACGAAAACAUUCCCGGCACGGUGGUCAGAACCAGCACCAUACCAGAAGAACUGGGUCGGCUCGUCUACCUGCUGACGGAUAAGACAGGAACUCUGACCCAGAAUGAGAUGAUUUUCAAGCGGCUGCAUCUGGGAACCGUCUCCUACGGCACCGACACCAUGGAUGAGAUCCAGAGCCACAUCAUCCAGUCCUACGCUCAGGUCAGCUCUCAGCCGUCAGGGGGCGGCGCCGGAAGCAGCGCCACGCCGCUACGGAAGAACCCGCCGUCUGGGCCCAAGGUCCGUAAGAGCGUCAGCAGCCGCAUCCAUGAAGCGGUGAAGGCCAUCGCCCUGUGUCACAACGUGACGCCCGUCUACGAGUCCCACGCCGCCGUAAACGGUGAGGCGGAGUCUGCGGAGGCCGACCAGGACUUCAGCGACGACAACCGGACGUACCAGGCCUCCAGUCCGGACGAGGUAAAGAUGCGUCUGAGAGAAACCAAACGCAGAAAUGAUGAAAGGGUGAGCCAGUCCUGGCCUUCCUCCAUCGGCUGGCUGUUAGUCCAUUUAAAGUGUGGCAACAUGGCCAGAGAAGGCCUGCGGACCCUGGUGGUGGCCAAGAAGGGCCUGUCUGAGGAGCAGUACCAGGACUUUGAGAAUCGGUACAACCAGGCCAAGCUGAGCAUCCAUGACCGGGCGCUGAAGGUGGCGGCGGUGGUGGAAAGCCUGGAGCGGGAGAUGGAGCUGCUGUGUCUGACCGGAGUGGAGGACCAGCUGCAGGCCGACGUCAGGCCCACGCUGGAGCUGCUGAGGAACGCCGGCAUCAAGAUCUGGAUGCUGACGGGAGACAAGCUGGAGACGGCGACGUGCAUCGCCAAAAGCUCCCAUCUGGUUUCCAGGAACCAGGACAUCCACGUCUUCAAGCCGGUCUCCACCCGAGGAGAGGCCCAUCUGGAGCUGAACGCCUUCAGGAGGAAGCAUGACUGCGCACUGGUCAUCUCCGGAGACUCUUUAGAGGUCUGCUUGAGGUAUUAUGAGCACGAGUUUGUAGAGCUGGCCUGUCAGUGUCCGGCGGUGGUCUGCUGUCGAUGUUCUCCCACUCAGAAGGCCCAGAUCGUCCACCUCCUCCAGCAGCACACGGCCAACAGAACCUGCGCAAUAGGAGACGGAGGAAAUGACGUGAGCAUGAUCCAGGCUGCAGACUGUGGGAUUGGGAUCGAAGGAAAGGAAGGGAAGCAGGCGUCUCUGGCUGCAGACUUCUCCAUCACCCAGUUCAAACACAUCGGCCGCCUCCUCAUGGUCCACGGCAGGAACAGCUACAAGCGCUCGGCGGCCCUCGGCCAGUUCGUGAUGCACCGCGGCAUGAUCAUCUCCACCAUGCAGGCCGUCUUCUCCUCGGUCUUCUUCUUCGCCUCGGUUCCUCUGUACCAGGGCUUCCUCAUGGUCGGGUACGCCACCAUCUACACCAUGUUCCCCGUCUUCUCCUUGGUUCUGGAUCAGGACGUGAAGCCCGAGAUGGCUCUGCUCUACCCAGAACUUUACAAGGACCUCACCAAGGGCCGCUCCUUAUCCUUCAAGACGUUCCUGAUCUGGGUUCUGAUCAGCAUCUACCAAGGUGGCAUCCUGAUGUACGGCGCCCUGCUGCUGUUUGAGUCGGAGUUUGUUCACGUGGUGGCCAUCUCGUUCACGGCGCUGGUUCUGACGGAGCUGCUGAUGGUGGCGCUCACCGUGCGGACCUGGCACUGGCUCAUGGUGGUGGCCGAGUUCUUCAGCCUGGGCUGCUACCUCGCCUCCCUCGCCUUCCUCAACGAGUACUUCGGUACGUGAGCCGCUUAACGCUGGGUUCUGCUUCUGCUCUUCGCUCACUUUGAGACAAAGCCGCAGGUUUCUGGGCUUCAUGGAGCUUCUGGGUGUAGAACCGGGUCAGGUUCUUGACCUCUGGAGGAUCCAGAGGGAAACAUCUCAGCAGAACAGAAAACAGUCUGCCUGAACCUAUGGAGAGAAAUCUGAUCCAAAAAUCACUGAAAGCACUGUUUAAAAAAAGCAAAUACUAUGAAAGUUACUAUGGAAUACUAUGAAAAUUUGUUUUAAAAAAAAUUGUUUUGAGUCUAUUAUGAGUAUGAAAA
Messenger RNA from Cyprinodon variegatus (sheepshead minnow), 3370 nucleotides. It is a transcript of the gene atp9b, whose product is annotated as ATPase, class II, type 9B. Gene Ontology annotation, cellular component: endosome; plasma membrane; trans-Golgi network. Bases 21 to 3071 code for a protein of 1016 amino acids. The record is from RefSeq and is a predicted model, not a curated record. Gene Ontology annotation, molecular function: ATP binding; ATPase-coupled intramembrane lipid carrier activity; ATP hydrolysis activity. Gene Ontology annotation, biological process: endocytosis; phospholipid translocation; retrograde vesicle-mediated transport, Golgi to endoplasmic reticulum. Lineage: Eukaryota; Metazoa; Chordata; Actinopteri; Cyprinodontiformes; Cyprinodontidae. The transcript has 27 exons.